GCGCCUGCGCGGCGGGGUUCUCGGUCGCCAGCCAUUCCUGGGGAGGACUGCCGGCGGGUCAGACGUUUCGCCUGUCGCUGGAGGAGAGGUCCAGGCUCUCCGGGAAGGCGGCUGCGGCGGAAAAAUGAAGAUAUUCGUGGGAAACGUCGAUGGGGCGGAUACGACGCCGGAGGAGCUGGCAGCUCUCUUUGCGCCCUACGGCACGGUCAUGAGCUGCGCCGUCAUGAAACAGUUCGCCUUCGUGCACAUGCGCGAGAACGCGGGCGCGCUGCGCGCCAUCGAGGCCCUGCAUGGCCACGAGCUGCGGCCGGGGCGCGCGCUCGUGGUGGAGAUGUCGCGCCCACGGCCUCUUAACACUUGGAAGAUAUUCGUGGGCAAUGUAUCGGCUGCGUGCACGAGCCAGGAAUUGCGCAGCCUCUUCGAGCGCCGCGGACGCGUCAUCGAGUGUGACGUGGUGAAAGACUACGCGUUUGUUCACAUGGAGAAGGAAGCAGAUGCCAAAGCCGCCAUCGCGCAGCUCAACGGCAAAGAAGUGAAGGGCAAGCGCAUCAACGUGGAACUCUCAACCAAGGGUCAGAAGAAGGGGCCUGGCCUGGCUAUCCAGUCUGGGGACAAGACCAAGAAACCAGGGGCUGGGGAUACGGCAUUCCCCGGAACUGGUGGCUUCUCUGCCACCUUCGACUACCAGCAGGCUUUUGGCAACAGCACUGGUGGCUUUGAUGGGCAAGCCCGUCAGCCUACACCACCCUUCUUUGGUCGCGACCGCAGCCCCCUGCGCCGUUCACCUCCCCGAGCCUCGUAUGUGGCUCCUCUGACGGCCCAGCCAGCCACCUACCGGGCCCAGCCCUCAGUGUCACUGGGCGCUGCCUACAGGGCCCAGCCUUCUGCCUCUUUGGGUGUCGGUUAUCGGACUCAGCCCAUGACAGCCCAGGCAGCCUCUUACCGCGCUCAGCCCUCUGUUUCCCUUGGGGCCCCAUACAGGGGCCAGCUGGCUAGUCCUAGCUCCCAGUCUGCCGCAGCUUCCUCGCUUGGUCCAUAUGGUGGAGCCCAGCCCUCGGCCUCGGCCCUCUCCUCCUAUGGGGGUCAGCCAGCUGCGGCUUCUUCGCUCAACUCCUAUGGGGCUCAGGGCUCCUCCCUUGCCUCCUAUGGUAACCAGCCAUCCUCUUACGGGGCGCAGGCUGCCUCUUCCUAUGGGGUUCGUGCGGCUGCCUCCUCCUACAACACCCAGGGAGCAGCUUCCUCCCUAGGCUCCUAUGGGGCCCAGGCAGCCUCCUAUGGGGCCCAGUCUGCAGCCUCUUCACUAGCUUACGGGGCCCAGGCAGCUUCUUACAGUGCCCAGCCUUCGGCCUCUUAUAAUGCUCAGUCUGCCCCAUACGCUGCACAACAGGCUGCUUCCUAUUCUUCCCAACCUGCUGCCUAUGUGGCACAACCAGCUACAGCUGCUGCUUAUGCUAGCCAGCCAGCUGCGUAUGCUGCACAAGCCACUACCCCAAUGGCUGGCUCCUAUGGGGCCCAGCCAGUCGUUCAGACCCAGCUGAAUAGUUACGGGGCUCAAGCAUCAAUGGGCCUUUCAGGCUCGUAUGGGGCUCAGUCAGCUGCUGCGGCCACUGGCUCCUAUGGUGCUGCAGCUGCUUACGGGGCCCAACCUUCUGCCACCCUGGCAGCUCCUUACCGCACUCAGUCGUCAGCCUCAUUGGCUGCUUCGUAUGCUGCACAGCAGCAUCCUCAGGCUGCUGCCUCCUACCGUGGCCAGCCGGGCAAUGCCUACGAUGGGGCAGGUCAGCCGUCUGCAGCCUACCUGUCCAUGUCCCAGGGGGCCGUUGCCAACGCCAACAGCACCCCGCCGCCCUAUGAGCGUACGCGCCUCUCCCCACCCCGGGCCAGCUACGACGAUCCGUACAAAAAGGCUGUCGCCAUGUCGAAAAGGUAUGGUUCCGACCGGCGUUUAGCCGAGCUCUCUGAUUACCGCCGUUUAUCAGAGUCGCAGCUUUCGUUCCGCCGCUCGCCGACAAAGUCCUCGCUGGAUUACCGUCGCCUGCCCGAUGCCCAUUCCGAUUACGCACGCUAUUCGGGCUCCUAUAAUGAUUACCUGCGGGCAGCUCAGAUGCACUCUGGCUACCAGCGCCGCAUGUAGGGCCAUCCUGGGACAGGGCUCCACAGGGAGGGAAGGAGAGGAGAGGGUGGGGUAGGGUGCAGACGCAGGUUAUAACCACUGGCCCAUACCUCUCCUGUUUGCGGUUUUUCAUCCCCUCUACCAUGUGGGCCUUCCCCAGGAGACGAUCCUUUUGAGUGUUCGGCAGUAACCUACUUUAUUCCUUCGCCUCAGCAGCAAAUCUUGCUACUGGCUCUAGAUCUGCGGUUCCCCUCUCCCCUGCCUCCCGUCUCCCCAGGAUGGGAAUUUCUUUUAUGUUUUUAUUUUUUUCCUGGCUCCCUUUUAUUUUUGUGCGCGAUAUUUAAGGUCGUCUGGAUGGGGAAGCAACCUGCAGCUGAGGUCGGCGGCGCCUUUUUCUUUUUAGAUGUGAGGGAGGCCAGGAAAGGGUUAGCUUAACCAUUUCCUAUGCGCCAAGCUGUGCCAGUUGUCCAGGGGGCCCUGACUUUGUCCCUCUAUAGACUGUGUUGAGACUGAGUUCCUGUUGGGACAGUUGGUUGGUAUAUGUCCAGAUCCCUACUGACCCCUGAUGUUCUAGCUGAUGCUGUGCGGCACGGUCCACUUCCCCAUCUCCCCAAGUAGGUGGUGUUAGAAAACCUUAAUUUUUUUUCCCUUUUGUAUGGACUACAAAUAAAACUUGGGGCGAUUUGCAGUUUGGAAA
Eubalaena glacialis (North Atlantic right whale) is the source of this 2810-nucleotide messenger RNA. It is a transcript of the gene RBM14, whose product is annotated as RNA binding motif protein 14. The transcript has 3 exons. The record is from RefSeq and is a predicted model, not a curated record. The coding region runs from base 125 to 2134 and encodes 669 amino acids. Lineage: Eukaryota; Metazoa; Chordata; Mammalia; Artiodactyla; Balaenidae. Gene Ontology annotation, cellular component: nuclear speck; cytosol. Gene Ontology annotation, molecular function: mRNA binding. Gene Ontology annotation, biological process: mRNA splicing, via spliceosome.